CACUCCCACCAUUCCACAUUUCCACCGUUCCGUUCCGUUCCGCCGCCCCCAAUAUUCCCGAGUCGCCGUCCCCCACCCACCAUCUCCCGACGGCAACGUCCUCCUCCAGCCGGCCACCCCACCCACCUCUACCGGCGGCGCGAGGUCAGCGGGCAAUGGCGCCGCCCGGUUCGCGCCGGUGGGCGUACGUGCGGAUCAUGGCCGGCACCAUCCUCGGCGGCGGCCUCGGCUUCUACGUCAUGCACCGCAUCGAGACCUCCUACAAGGCCAAGAUGGAGGAGAGGCUGCAGAGGUACGAGGCGCACAUGCUCGCCAAGGCCAAGGAGGCGCAGGACGAGGGGCCCCGCGAGGACCAGGCGCAGCGCUUGCCGGACUUGUGAUCCACUCCUCUUCUCUUGAGGGCUGCCCCGCCUUCUCGAGCUGUUAGUUGUCUGUUUGCAGAACAUGAUCCAGCGGCACACAUCAUCCACACUGUUUCCCUAGAAGUAUCUGCCAUGUACUUCCCGCAUCUAUGCUUUGGUUAUAAAGAUGAACAUGAAAAAGUACAUCUUCCUUUUUGUAAAGAAUGAGGGUAGCAUCAGCUGAGACUUAUGGUAAACUGCAAGUCUUUACUGUAAGAUUCAGAUCAGCUGUAUGAAAGCAGAACUUGUAACUGUAUAAGUAGUCUUCCGUGACAAAUUUCA
Lolium perenne is the source of this 683-nucleotide messenger RNA. RefSeq lists its product as uncharacterized. NCBI's taxonomy places the organism in Eukaryota, Viridiplantae, Streptophyta, Magnoliopsida, Poales, Poaceae. The record is from RefSeq and is a predicted model, not a curated record.